Molecule: messenger RNA, 4921 nt
Organism: Capsella rubella
Lineage: Eukaryota; Viridiplantae; Streptophyta; Magnoliopsida; Brassicales; Brassicaceae
Product: probable disease resistance protein RPP1
Exons: 15
Coding region: 14-4258 (1414 amino acids)
Biological process (GO): defense response; signal transduction
Molecular function (GO): ADP binding; protein binding
Source: RefSeq, a predicted model, not a curated record
UUCAGGGGUUGUAAUGAUGAACUGUCCCAACCUCACCACUUCUCCAACAAUCCCAUCCUAUUUACCGUUUUGCCACUACACUCUUCCUUGUCAUUUCAAUUCCACAUUCCGAUCGUCCCACAAAAACCCUAACCUCGUUUCGAUUUUCAGAGAAAAACCCAGAAUUUCUCAUUCCCUUAAGUGCUUUGCAUCAUCUUCAAUGGAGACGACAACUCCGACGCAGAGCAGCGAGACCAAACCUUACUCUGUUCUUUUCGUCUGUCUCGGGAACAUCUGUCGGAGUCCUGCAGCUGAAGGUGUCUUUAGAGAUAUUGUGAAGAAGAGAGGUCUCGAUUCCAAAUUCAACAUUGAUUCCGCUGGUACCAUUGAUUAUCACGAGGGGAAUAUGGCGGAUCCUAGAAUGAGAAGUGCUGCGAAACGUCGCGGGAUUGAGAUAACAUCAUUAUCCAGACCGAUUAAGGCAUCUGACUUCAAGGAAUUUGAUCUCAUUCUUGCUAUGGAUGAACAGAACAAAGAGGAUAUAUUGAAGGCUUAUAAUGUAUGGAAAGCCAGAGGGAAUUUCCCGCCCGAUGCAGAUAAGAAGGUUAAGCUAAUGUGUUCGUAUUGCAAGAAACACAAUGACAAGUUUGUUCCUGAUCCAUAUUAUGGUGGAGCUCAAGGUUUUGAAAAGGUACUGGACUUGCUUGAAGAUGCUUGCUUCCUCAUGCUUUUUGUAAAAUUCAGAUUCAAACAAGAUAACAAUGGAAGUACUUCUUCUUCUUCUUUAUCUCUUCCAUCUCCUUCAACUUAUGUUUCUCAAACUUGGAAACACGAUGUCUUUCCGAGCUUCCACGGACCAGAUGUCCGAAGAACCUUUCUUAGUCAUUUCCUUGUAGUGUUCAAGCUAAAGGGAAUCGACCCAUUCAUUGAUAAUGAUAUACAAAGGAGCAAGUCUAUCGGUCCUGCGCUCAUAGAAGCUAUAAGAGGAUCAAAGAUCGCGAUCGUCUUGCUCUCCAAGAACUAUGCUUCUUCUUCAUGGUGUCUUGAUGAGUUGGCAGAGAUCAUGAAAUGCUGGAAAGAGUCGGGUCACAUAGUCAUGACCAUUUUUUAUGAAGUGGAUCCAACUGACAUAAAGAAACAGACUGGUGAUUUUGGAAAAGCCUUUAGAAAAACUUGUAAAGGUAAAACAAAAGAGCGUACUGAGACAUGGAGAAAAGCGUUGGAGGAUGUGGCCACAAUUGCCGGAUAUCAUUCUCACAAAGGGAGUUAUGAAGCGGACAUGAUCGAAAACAUAGCCAUUGAUGUUUCAAACAUGUUAAAUUUCUCCACACCAUCAAGAGAUAUUGACAAUUUAGUAGGGAUAGGAGCUCAUAUGGAAAGGAUGGAACAAUUGUUACGUCUAGAUUUGGAUGAAGUAAGGAUGAUCGGGAUUUGGGGGCCGCCUGGGAUUGGUAAAACAACCAUCGCUAGAAUUAUGUUUGACCAAGUAGCCAACAAAUUCCAAUUUAGUGCGAUCAUGUUUGAUAUCAAAAGAAGCUAUCCAAGUGUUCGUUUGAAUGACUUUAGCGCACAAUUGCAACUACAAAGCGAUUUGUUAUCNNNGACUAUAAAUCUUAAAGAUAAUAUGAUUCCUCAUCUAGGAGUGGCACAAGAACGGUUGAAAGACAAGAAAGUGUUACUCGUUCUUGAUGAUGUGGAUUGCUUAAGUCAGCUACAAGUCUUGGCGGAAAAAAAUCAGUGGUUUGGUUCUGGAAGUCGGAUUAUAAUCACAACAGAAGAUCGAGGAGUUUUGAACGCCCAUGGGAUAAGUCAUAUUUACGACGUGGAAUUUCCAUUAAGUGAGGAGGCUUUUCAAAUCUUUUGUAUGCAUGCCUUUGGACACAAGCGCCCUGAUGAUGGCUUCGAUGAACUUGCUAGGGAAGUUGCAAACCUUGCUGGUAAACUCCCUUUGGGACUGAAGAUUCUAGGCUCCACUUUGAAAGGAAAGCCCAAGGCAGAGUGGGAAAUGACACUACCAAUGUUAAAGACCAGCCUUAAUGGAGAAAUAGAGAGCAUUCUAAAGUUCAGUUAUGAGGCCUUAGAUGAUGAAUAUAAAUAUUUAUUUCUUUAUAUAGCCUGCUUUUUCAACAAUGAAGAUCAACAUAAAGUGGAAGAGAUUCUUUCAAAGAAGUUCUUGUAUGUCACGAAAGCUGGUAUUCUUGUCUUAGCUGAGAAAUCUUUCAUAUCUUUUGACUAUACAACGGGAUAUAUACAUAUGCAUGAUGUGCUAGCACAAUUCGGAAGAGAAACUUCUCGUAAGCAAUUCGUCCACGAUCAGUUUUCGAAAUAUCAGCUUUUGACUGAUAAAAGAGAUAUCUCUGAAGUGCUUAGUAAUGAUACAACUGAUGAUAGACGGUUUAUAGGCAUGAAUUUAUCUAUGACUGAGAAGAAAAUGAAGAUAAGUAAGAAAGCACUUAAAAGAUUGUCAGAUCUCGAAAUCAUAAGAAUCAAGGGUGAGUGUCUUUCUCAGUUUGAGAGACUGCACUCACUUUUGUAUCAUUCUCAAAAGAUUAGAUUACUGGAUUGGAGUGGUUUCGAAAGUAAAUGUUUGCGAUCUAGUUUUAAUUCGGAGUCUCUCGUCGAACUAUGUAUGAGGGAUAGCAAGCUUAAGAAGCUAUGGAAAGGAACUAAACAACUUAAAAAUCUCAAGUGGAUGGAUUUGUCUUUUUCUGAAGAUCUGAAAGAGCUUCCCGAUCUUUCGACCGCAAUUAAUCUUGAAGAGUUAAAUCUCACUUGGUGUGAGAGUUUAAGGAAGCUUCCUUCUUCUAUUGGGAAUGCAACCAAUCUCCGGGAAGUAAAUCUCUCGGAAUGCUCAAAGCUGGUGAAAAUCCCUUCUUCUAUUGGGAAUGCAACCAAUCUCCGGGAACUAAAUCUCUCUGGAUGCUCAAAGCUGGUGAAAAUCCCUUCUUCUAUUGGGAAUUUGACCAAUCUCCAGAAAUUAAAUCUCGUUGAUUGCUUAAAUCUUGUGGAGCUUCCCUCUAUAGAGAAUGCAACUAAACUGGAGGAACUGGAACUUGCAAAUUGCUCCCGUCUUGUGAAACUCCCGUCUUUUAUCAAUGCCACUAAACUUGACCUAUUGAAUCUCAGUAAUUUCUCAAGUCUACUAGAGCUACCUCCUUCUAUUGGAACUGCCACAAAUCUGAAGAAAUUGUAUGUUAGCGGAUGCUCAAGUCUCGUGAAUGUCCCGUCCUCUCUUGGAGAUCUCACUAAUCUCAAAGAUUUGGAUCUAUCUAAUUGCUCAAAUAUGGUGGAGCUUCCUUCUUCCAUAGGGAACCUUCAGCUAUUGUCUUAUUUGAAAAUGAGAGGAUGCUCAAAGGUAGAGGCUCUUCCAACCAACAUCAACUUGAAAUCUCUCUUUUUUCUUGAUCUCACAGAUUGCUCGCAGUUGAAAAGUUUUCCUGAGAUCUCCACACACAUUACGUAUCUGUUGCUCACAGGAACAUCAAUAAAAGAAGUUCCUUUGUCGAUCAUGUCGUGGUCUCGUCUUUAUGAUUUCAGUAUGUCAUACUUUGAAAGCCUCAAGGAAUUCCCACAUGCUCUUGACAUCAUCACAGAGCUGCAGUUGAACGAAGAUAUACAAGAAGUUCCUCCAUGUGUCAAGGGAAUGUCUCGUUUAAGAGUACUUAGACUCCAAAACUGCAAGAAUCUGGUAUCCCUCCCCCAAUUUUCAGAUUCUCUAUCUUACAUAGAUGCUGACAAUUGUCAAUCCCUUGAGACACUGGAUUGUUCCUUUAACAAUCCGGAGAUCCGUUUGAACUUCAGCAACUGCUUCAAAUUGAAACAAGAAGCCAGAGAUCUCAUCAUGCACACAUCCACUUCUAGAUAUGCGGUGUUACCAAGUACACAAGUGCCUGCCUGCUUCAAUCACCGAGCUACUGCUGGAGGUUUAUUGACAAUCAAGUUGAAUGAGUCGCCUCUUCCUAAAUCUUUGAGAUUUAAGGCUUGCAUCAUGCUGCUUAAAACUAAUGAAGAAACUGGUGAUGAUAAUCGUUCUAUAUGGAUUGAAAUCAUGGACAAACAGAAUGAUUUCGAAGUUCGGUGUACACCAAGAAAUUAUCUUAUAUAUCCAGUUUUAAGAGAGCAUAUCUACACAUUUGAAGUUGAAGCAGAGGAUGUGACUUCCACCGAGCUUCUCUUUCAGUUCACAUCACCCAAUAAUGACAACCGGAAGAUAGGCGGUAAUGACAACUGGAAGAUAGGAGAAUGCGGGGUAUAUCAAAUCUUGGAGGAUCAGAGAUGAUGAGAGCUUCAGAGAUGGGAAUCGAUGUAGGAGAUAAAGAACAGCAAAAUUAGAGUUCAUCAGAAGAAGAAGGAAGAAUCGUCAAGAGCUAUUGAGACUUUUCAGUUCAUGUUUCUGAUUCACUUUUGAUUUGUGAGAUAUGGCUGAUCCAAGAAUGAAAAGUGCUGCGAAACUUCGCCGGAUUGAGUGAUAACAUCAUUAACCAGACCGAGUCAUGAGGCAGCUAAUUUCAGAGAAUUUAAUUUUAUUCUUGCAAUGGAUGAGCAAAACAAAGGUUAAGCUAAUGUGCAACAAAUACGAUCCAGACCUGUAUUAGGGUGGAGCUCAUUGUUUUGAGAAGGUACUGGACUUGCUUAAAGAUGCAUGUAUGUGAGUCUUCGCUGGAUUGUAUCAGUUUGAAAAGUUGAUGAUAUAUCAGGAAAUGCAACAGCGCAAGCUAUCUUCUAAUCUUGGGGUGAAGCAGCGAACUUGAGAUUCAUGUCGGAGUGUCUCUGCUACAUUUUAUCAUCAUAUGGCAUUUGAACUCUAUGGUAUGCUGGCUGGGAAUGUGUUAGUCCUAUGACUGGGGAGAAUGUGAAGCCAGCUUAUGGAGGCGAGGAAGAUGCAUUCUUGAUCGGAAAGUUUUGACUUCAAAAUAUCUAUGAAGUGAUUCAGAUGGUAUGG